Molecule: messenger RNA, 2851 nt
Organism: Penicillium brasilianum
Lineage: Eukaryota; Fungi; Ascomycota; Eurotiomycetes; Eurotiales; Aspergillaceae
Source: the annotation of a GenBank genome assembly
CUUCACGCAUCGAUUGGUCCGGUUGCUUGACAGUGAUCGCUCUCUAAGGGUUUGUCGUCGCCGACAUACCCUGACUUUAUCAAAGCAUUUACUUUUAGAGCAACACUGCGCAAUUUUGACACCCAGGUACAUCAUGGCGGCACAUUCAAUCCCUACCAUCGACUAUUCACUGUCCACGUCGCCGGCGACCCGCCCCAAGUUCCUCUCGCAGCUGCGUGAUGCACUUGUCAGAGUAGGCUUCUUCUAUCUCCAGAAUCAUCCGAUUCCAGAAUGUCUGCAGGAAGACCUCCUUGCUCAGUCGCGCGAACUGUUUCAGCUCUCGCCGGAGAAGAAGCAGGAGAUCGACAUGGCUAGUAGCAAACAUUUCAUCGGCUACGUGGGCAUGGAGGACACGGUAACAGUUGCGAAAAAGGACUAUCGAGAGUCGUAUACGCUUGGAUACGAAUCACCUGCGCCAAGUCCUGAUGAACCCAUAUACCGCAACCUGCGCGGUCCGAAUCUCUGGCCAGACAGUUCUGAUCUGCCGGAAUUCAGGCCCGUCAUGGAGCGAUAUAUGACCGAAGUCAGAAAGCUAGCAGACGAGUUCAAAGUCUUCGUUGCGCAGGCAUUAGAUAUGAAACCGACCGCAUUAGCUCAUCUAUUUGAUGGCAUACCAUUCGACCGUUUGAUGCUGGCCAAAUAUUCACCAGCUGCUUCGCCCGAGCAAGCCGCCGACAAGCAGGGUGUUCAGGGUAAAGGGGUACAUAAAGACGCCAGUCUCCUGACUUUCCUGCUUCCAGGGACAUCGCAUGGCGGACUUCAGGCGUUAAGUCCAGCCAAUGAAUGGAUCCCAGUUCCUCCAGUUCCCGGGGCGAUGAUCAUCAACGUGGGUAUGCAGCUGGAGGCUUUGACCGACGGGGUCUGUUAUGCGGCACUCCACAAAGUAGUUAUGCGACCAGAGCACUACGUCGAUAGCAACGGGAAUGUUUUGGGACCCCGGUUCUCGUUCCCGUUGUUCCACACCAUUAGCCUUGACGCAAUACAGAAGGAGCCCCUGGACGUUCCCCCACAUAUCCUAGCACUGGUCAGAGACGACGAGGCAAGACGGAAUGCACGAGUCAGCUUGCGACGGUUGUUUCAAGCUGGGAGCGCUGGGUAUGGGGUUUUUGCCACACGUUUGAGGGUUUAUCAAAAGGUUACGCAACGUUGGUUCCCUCAGUAUCUCGAUUUGUUGUCGCUUGACAAGAUCCCACAACUUGGAGCAGCCUUGCACUCUGAAUCGAAGAGCAUAUUGGCAGCCGUAUAGAUAGUUGUUGAAAGGUUCGCUACCUCGCUCCCAAUCAUUCAUGGUUAGAAAGCUUUACAUUGUAUUUUGUAUUUUGUCAGUAGGUGUUUUUGGAACGCUUUUCUGAUGCCACAUUAGAGAUCUUCUUUCAUACAAAGAGACGCAAAGAAGCCGGAGAUACGAGCAAGUCGUCUUGUCUGCGCUUGAGGACCUUGAGCUUAGGUGUCAUCUUCAGCUCCACCCACCAUCCACGCAAGACAAACUUCCUUACGGAGUCUCUAACGUUGAUGUAUAGAUUAUAUAGAGGCUCGCCUGCCACCUUUGACAGAAUUCGUCGUUCUACCAGACCAAUUGCAGGGGACCCCGGCCGUAGAACGGAAAUGCCGGAAAAGCCAUCAAUGACUUCAGCCGUCUCCCAAUGUGACGAAAGCAGUGCGCGGAGCAACUGGGUCUCGUCAGCAUCCUUGACUUCAGGGUCUGCAGAGGCCUCGAUGACAAUGUAGUCGAAUCGUUCCCAGAAGUUUGCGGUUGACUUGAUAUCCUCAUCUUCAGUCUUGUCAUAGUGCCAGCCUUGUUCAAACGGCCGCUGUAGGAACCGUGUAAUCCCCGUUUGACAGGCGAGAUUCCCAAGGUAGACGGACGCCCCGUUGCUGGACAAGGACUGCUGGUCAUGAUACUUGUGAAGUGCAUCCAAGGCUUGGGCCCCAGGGUAAUUUGCCGCGGAUGCGGGCAACAGCACAAGAUUCGACAAGAGGAAAGAGGCGGCAGUGGAGAGGAUAAGUAGGUGAGAUGCAAUACGGGCAAAGGCCGAUCGAUCUCGCCGAUUCCACAGAUAUCCUGCCCCCAGGGCAGCCGUGGCAGUGAGAACCGGGACAAUGUAGAUGAUGAAACGCCACUCUUUAUGAGGCUGGGCGCUGUACAAGAUCACAAAACACAUCGAAGGUGCAAGUAGCGGGAGAAUCGGCCGCCAGAGUGCGGAAUUGCGCAGUGCCACAGGGAUGGCGAUUAGGUAGAGUAGAGGAUUCAACAGAAGCCUAGGUAAAGCAUUCACAAAGUAGAAUGUGAAUGGUUCUGUACCCCAAGCUGAAGAUUGUCCCUCAAUCACGUUGAACAGAAACGCGUUCAACUCCGGCCAAACAAGCUCCUUCCAAAACAUACUGUCAAUGCCGACGGUAGUAAUUAGGCCAAUGGCAAGCCCCACGAGGCCGGCCAUGACAAUAUCAGGGAAGACUCGCAUACCCCGAGUUACGAGAAGGUAUGCCGCAGUGAAGGCGACUAGAAUUGCCAAUUCUGCACGGAAGAUGACACCUGCCAUCGUGAGCAAGCUCAAGGGUAACCUCACGCCUCGAAAACCAACACGAACUCCCCGUGGGGAGGUCGAGUCGGGCAAAAGAUACCUCAUCGCAGUAGUAGUCAACCCAAAGGCAAACAUGUUAGAUAGAGGCCGUGAUGCGUAAUAAAUGAGGUGGAAUUGACUGCUCUGGAACAGCAGGUACCACACAGCUACAGUCUGGCCAAAGCUAUUCCGCAACCCGUAGGCGAAGAAUCCCAAUGCAGCAGCAUUGUGCAAGCCCAGGAUAGCUCGAG